AUACGUAUAUAAAGGCCGUUGAAGCAAAAGCUUUUACACAAAAGUUGUGGCAAAGCUAGAAGCACUUGAACAAAACAAUGGCAAAUAAACCUGGCAUUCUCACUAACUGUCCAUGGACACGUUUUGGCGACUUCAAGUACUUGGUAUUGGCACCAUUUGCGUGUCACAGCAUAUACACAUUCUUCAUGAGCAAAGAUGAAAGUGAGAGGGACUUGUUCUACAUACUCCUACUCCCAUUAACUCUCUUCAGAAUGGUUCACUACCAGACAUGGAUAUCUUUCUCCCGCUACAGGACUGCAAACGGGAAUAAUCGAAUUCUUGAUAAAAGCAUCGAAUUUGAUCAAGUUGACAGAGAAAGCAACUGGUAGGUACCUUCAUUUUUCACUUUUUGUAGAUACAAGGGAUUUAACAAAACGAAAGGACAAUGCAAAAU
Molecule: messenger RNA, 433 nt
Organism: Solanum lycopersicum (tomato)
Lineage: Eukaryota; Viridiplantae; Streptophyta; Magnoliopsida; Solanales; Solanaceae
Source: RefSeq, a predicted model, not a curated record